AUGUCUGAGCCCAUCAGAAACAAGAAGGCGGACUUCCCGGUCGCACCGACCCCGCAAAACACACCGGCCAACAAUGCUCCCAUCUCGUCUCACGCUCAGCAGCCUGGUGUAUCCAGCAUCGAGGAGGAAUCCCUUGACAAAGCCGCCGCUGCCUCGCUCUUCGCCCGCAACCCUGCUCUGGUCUCCAUGAUCCAAGGCAAGUUGGGUCAACUCAAGGAGCACUCCAAGCUCGAGGCUCAGUUCCAAGAGGAAGUUCUGGAACUUGAGAAGAAGUACUUCGGCAAGUUCACACCCCUGUACCAGCGUCGUUCUACUAUCAUCAACGGCGGUGUCGAGCCUACCGAGGCCGAGGUUGAGGCCGGAAAGGAGGAUGAGGAGAGUGAUGAGGAGGAGACCAAGGAGGAACCCAAGAAGGAGGAGGCUGAGACCGCGAACGGCAUUCCCGAGUUUUGGCUUUCUGCCAUGAAGAACCAGAUCUCGCUCGCUGAGAUGAUCACCGAGCGCGAUGAGGAGGCUCUCAAGCACCUCACCGACAUUCGCAUGGAGUACCUUGACCGACCCGGAUUCCGCCUCAUUUUUGAGUUCGCUGAGAACGAGUUCUUUACCAACAAAACUAUUUCCAAGACAUACUUCUACAAGGAUGAGAGUGGAUACGGUGGCGAUUUCAUUUACGACCACGCCGAUGGAUCCCAAAUUGACUGGAAGGAGGACAAAGACCUGACCCUCCGUCUGGAGAGCAAGAAGCAGCGCAACAAGAACACCAAGCAGACCCGCGUUCCACCCUCCGAAGAUGACGAGUCAGUCGCCAGCGACAUUGAAGAGCGUCUGGAGCUUGAUUACCAGCUCGGCGAGGAUAUCAAGGAGAAGCUUAUUCCCCGUGCCAUCGACUGGUUCACCGGCGAAGCUCUCCAGUUCGAGGAGCUCGGUGAGGAUUUCGAUGGUGACGAGUUUGAGGAUGAUGAUGAUGAGGAGGAGGACGAUGAGGACGAGGAGGAUCUUGGGUCGGACCGUGAUGUGGACGAGGAGGACACAGAUGAAGAGGAUGGUACUUCCAAGCCCAAGAAGGAGGCCGCCGAGUGCAAGCAAAACUAA
Messenger RNA from Penicillium mononematosum, 1092 nucleotides. It is a transcript of the gene nap1, whose product is annotated as histone chaperone NAP1. Gene Ontology annotation, biological process: nucleosome assembly. The transcript is spliced from 7 exons. Lineage: Eukaryota; Fungi; Ascomycota; Eurotiomycetes; Eurotiales; Aspergillaceae. The record is from RefSeq and is a predicted model, not a curated record. Gene Ontology annotation, cellular component: nucleus; chromatin. Gene Ontology annotation, molecular function: chromatin binding; histone binding. The coding region runs from base 1 to 1092 and encodes 363 amino acids.